UUGAAUGAUGUAGCACGACAAAAAAAAAAUGAAAGGACAACCAUGUGACUGAGUCAAGUGAGGGAAAAAGCUCCAUUCUAGAUUGAGAAAAUCUAGAGAGAGAGGGGGGUGAAACUGAAAUCCAAACCAAUGGCGGACGCAGCAGUAGAGUUCCUGCUAAGCAACCUGAACGACCUGCUGGUGUACCACGCCCACCUGAUAACCGAGACGAAGGGCCAAGUGGUGGAGCUGGAGAAGGAUCUCCGCAUCUUCCGCGCCUUUCUCAAGGACUCCGUCAAGAAGCGGCGAAAGAGCGAGGGCAUCCAGUCCCUCGUCCGCAGCAUCCGCGACGUCGUUUACGAGGUCGAAGACAUCAUCGACGCCUUCGUCACCCAGGCCACCUAUGACAAGUCUCGCAAUUACUUCCUCGGCGCUUUCAAGUCCACCGUCAGCCUCCACGCCAUCGGCAAACAGGUCGAGAGCGUGCGCCAGCGGGUCGAGAAGGGCAGAUCCGAAUUCGCCCUCCUCAUCGUCUCCGACGAAGACCGUUAUGAGAAACCUGAGGUUCGGCCUCCAAGGGUGAAAGAUGUGGUUGGUUUCGAAGAUGUGAGCACAGAACUGAUCCAAAGGCUGACUACAGAAACUGACUACUUUGAUGUCAUUUCUCUCAUCGGAAUGUUCGGUCUUGGCAAGACAACGUUGGCGUGGAAGAUUUUCAACGAUGCACAAAUCCUCUACGAAUUCCCCAUCCGCAUUUGGCUCUCCAUUUCUCAGCAGUUCUCAGAGAAGGACAUCUUCCUCGCCAUCCUCGAGAAGCUCGUCACCAUAAGCGAGGAGCUCCGUGCCAAAGACGAGCAGCACCUCUCCCAAAUGGUCGCUACUCAUCUCGACAACGGGAAGUUCCUCAUCGUGAUGGAUGAUGUGUGGUCUACUAAUGACUGGGACAGGAUCAGAGCUGCUCUGCCUUCCAACAACAAGAUGGGUAAAAUCAUGAUCACGAGCCGCGAAGAGGAUCUAGGCAAGUACGCUAGUCGCCCGAGGGACCCCACUACGCUGCGUUUCUUCAACCAGAGCGAGAGCUGGGAGCUGCUCCGGCUGGAGGCGCUUGGCCAUCUCGACUGCCCUUCUGAUCUGCAGAUUGUUGGGAAAAUAAUUGCAAAUGACUGUAAAGGAUUGCCUCUUGCAAUUGUGGUGAUAGGAGGUAUUCUUGCCACCAAGUAUUCAUCCUCAGACGUAGGCGCCACCAGAAGGGUGUGGGAUAAGGUGUCCACGCGCGUUGGCGCCCAUCUCAAGGAGGAUCCAAGGGAUCGGAUGAACACGUUUAUAUCUUUGAGUUAUGACAAGUUGCCUUAUCAUUUGCAAGCAUGUUUUCUCUACUUGGGGAUGUUUCCUGAAGAUUAUGAGAUCCCGGUCUCCAAACUCAUCCGAAUGUGGAUUGGAGAGGGAUUCAUACAGCACGUGAAGCAAUACACUUUGGAGGAAACUGCCGAGAGCUAUUUGGAGGAUCUUAUCAACCGAAACUUGGUCAGGAUUGAAAAGAUGAAACCUAAUGGCAAGAUCAAGACAUGCCGGAUUCAUGAUGCAUUGCGCGAUUUCUGUAGAAACAAAGGCGGGAGAGAAAAAGAGAAUUUUCUCGAGGAAAUCAAGUGCAAUGGUGGUGUGUUUGAACCUCCCGUCUCAGACAUAAAAAACUACCGGCGCCUUGCCAUCCAUUCCAAGUGCUUGAACUUCCUCUGUUCGAAGCCUUGUGGCCCUGGUGUCCGCUCGUUUGUUUGCAUCAACAACAAUGAAUUCGUCUUGCCAGAAGCCAACACUUCAGCCAUCCCCGCAGCUUUCAAAUUGCUCAGAGUCUUAGAUGUUAAGCCCAUCAUAUUCACCAAAAUCCCCUCUGAUAUGUACCAGCUUAUUCACCUGAGGUUCAUUGUCUUGUCUUUCAAGCUGAAAAUGCUUCCCCCCAAGUUCAACAAGCUAUGGAACAUACAAACUCUUAUAGUCCACACAACACACCGCACGCUUGAUGUCAAAGCGGAUAUAUGGAAGAUGAAGCAGCUAAGGCAUUUCAAGACCAACGCAUCCGCCACCUUGCUCAAACCAGGCAAGGAAAGCGAACACGGGGCAGAGCUUCAAACACUAGGCACAAUCUCAGCAGAGAGUUGCACUGCAGAGCUUCUGCACCGAGCCCCUAAUCUGUUGAAGCUAGGCAUCCGUGGGAAACUAGGCUCGCUCUUUGAAGGAAAGAUUGGUUCCUUUAACAGCUUGGUGAAGAUGAGGAAGCUCGAGAAGCUGGAGCUGAUAAACGACGUGUAUCCUAACCCGGCUUCAGAAGAUCAACUGCUUGUCCAGCCUCAGCAUUACCAGUUCCCUGCUACUCUCAGGAGCCUCACACUGUGUUCGACUCACUUUAGUUGGAGUUACAUGUCUACCCUCGGGUUGCUGGAGAAUCUCGAGGCGCUUAAGCUGAAAGAUAAGGCGUUUGUGGGGAGGACUUGGGAGGGGGUUGGAGAGCGGUUCCAUCGCCUCGAGUUCUUGCACAUUGAGCACACGGAUUUACAUGUUUGGCAAGCUUCGUCGCACCAUUUCCCGCGUCUUAAAGGCCUUGUGCUGCGCAACUGUGAGCAUCUUCUUGAGAUCCCAUCUGAGCUGGCUGAGAUACCGAGCUUCCAAAAACUGGAGUUGCAAAUUUGUCGAAGUGCUGCUGCUUCUGCCAAGCUGAUCAAAGAGAAAAAGAAAGAGAAAAUGGGAGUGUUCAACCUCUCUAUAUUUCCAGCUACUGAUGAUCUUCCUUGACAGGAAGUAAGAUAAUACGAGAGAGUAUAACUCUAUAACAAAUGUCCAUUUAGAUAUACUCACUCACACGGCCCAAAAGUUGUCCUCUUAAAACAGCAAGUAGUAAGAGCAUCCACAAUAGCGGCGAGCGCACCGGCUUGGCGCUAUUGCAGCCUCCCGAUCGGCGAGCGACCGACGAACGGAUUUUUUUUUUCGAAACACUAUAUAUACGUGAUUUGCACGUCAU
Molecule: messenger RNA, 2992 nt
Organism: Salvia splendens (bonfire salvia)
Lineage: Eukaryota; Viridiplantae; Streptophyta; Magnoliopsida; Lamiales; Lamiaceae
Product: putative late blight resistance protein homolog R1B-16
Exons: 3
Coding region: 130-2766 (878 amino acids)
Biological process (GO): defense response to other organism
Molecular function (GO): ADP binding
Source: RefSeq, a predicted model, not a curated record